Molecule: messenger RNA, 24635 nt
Organism: Coregonus sp. 'balchen'
Lineage: Eukaryota; Metazoa; Chordata; Actinopteri; Salmoniformes; Salmonidae
Source: the annotation of a GenBank genome assembly
ACAGAGAAGAGGUUCUGGGACACCAGGCCCUGGGUCAUCAUGUUGUCAAAGACGGGUGUGGCCCCAGAGGCUGCCAGGUUGGGGAAAGCCAGGCCCAGGAUACCGUCGGCAACCAUGUUGGCCAUGAAGGGAGCCUCGGUCUGACUGGCACCAAAGAUCUGCUGAGUCACAGAGAUACCUCCCACCUGGAAACACAGAACAGCAGGCAUCAGUCACUGGGCACCAUAGAAAUAGAAUUUCUAGAAUGGAUUUUCCCAUUCAAGUCAGUUGUUUGGUGAUGUGUGGACCGGAGGCCAUAUUGAGUGUACCCAAAAUAGUAAUUAUAUUUCUUUGCUGAAUCUACUGGAGUCAGUAACUAAUAUGCUUGGGUAUUGUUUAUAGCCUGUGAUGUUAUAAAAUGGGACCGUUAGGGGAGGACGGGUGCUGAGUGGAAUAUUAUUUGGGGGUUGUAUUGUAUGUAAUGUACAGUAUGUUGUAUUUGAAAGUGUCAAUAAAAAAUGUAUCACAAUAAUGUGUAGCUAGCUACAUUUACAUACUGAAACAGUGUCGUAUGCCAGCUGUCCAGUCAUGCUGCCAGUUCCGUACUGAAUGGAAACAGGCUUGUUGGCCCAUGAGAAGGUGCUAGACUGUGCAGGGUUGAAUUCGGCAUGGUUCUCUAUUCAAAACAUGAACAUCUUCAUUAAGUACACACCAUGCCAUUGCAAAACUGAACAUUCAUUUCUUCGUUGGUAUUGAGCUAUUUUCCACAAUCCACGCUCUAAAUGGGACAAUACAAAAAUACAUUCCUCCUAUUCUAUUGUUUCAUUGUGUUGAGCGAACCCCUUUAUGCUGUAAAUCUCAAGGUGCUCCCCUCAGCCCCUAACCUCAACCCACAACCAAGUCUCCCAUUCUCUGGCUAGGUACUCAAUAUGAAACAGUUUUUUGCAACUCUGUCACAAGAGACUACUCAGAAACAAUUUGAAAUAUAGCUAUUCUCCAACGUCAACAGUAUUCUCCAGACCCCUACAAUAUACUCACGGCAGGCUGGGCUGGAGCAGUAGACAGAGGGAACCCACAGGUUGGAGGAGCCAGUGUCAAAGAUGACGUUGAAGGACUGGGGAGGGGUUCCAAUGGAGAUCACACCAUAGUAGGACAACUGCAGAGAGACGUUGAAACAGAGAUGUACUGUAAGUCAGGGUUACACAAGUGAACAUUUCAGAGUACUAUGAAGAAACAGGCAUUUGUCUAACUAUAUAGCUAGUUACAUUUGAAGAAGCAUGGCUAUAUGCUCAACUCUAAGCUCAUAAUUAAUUUGAUCAUGCCAGUGUGCAUUUAAUUUAAGCAAGACAUGAACACAAACUGUAGAGUCAAUGGGUUCAAACUAUGCAGUCACAAUAUCCAACAUGUAAUGACAUUUUUGAAACAAUAAUCAUAUAGUCUAUAGACUAGCCUGGUCCCAGGUCUGUUUGUGUUGUAUACAGUGCAUUUGGAUGGUGCCAGGUUUCCUCCAGACGUGACGUUUGGCAUUCAGGCCAAAGAGUCCAGUCUUGGUUUCAUCAGACCAGAGAAUCUUGUUUCUCAUGGUCUGAUAGUCUUUAGAUGCCUUUUGGCAAACUCCAAGCAGGCUGUCAUGUUCCUUUUACUGAGGAGUGUCUUCCGUAUGGCCACUCUACCCUAAAGGCCUGAUUGGCUCUGUCAGAGUGACCAUCGGGUUUUUGGUCACCUCCCUGACCAAGGCCCUUCUCCCCAAUUGCUCAGUUUGGCCUGGCGGCCAGCUCUAGGAAAAGUGUUGGUGUUUCCAAACUUCUUCAAUUUAAGAAUGAUGGAGGCCACUGUGUUCUUGGGGACCUUCAAUGCUACAGAAAUGUUUUGGUACCGUUCCCCAGAUCUGUGCUUCGACACAAUCCUGUCUCGGAGCUCUACGGAUAAUUCCUUUGAACUCAUGGCUUGGUUUUUCCUCUGACAUGCACUGUCAACUGUGGGACCUUAUAUGGACAGGUGUGUACCUUUCCAAUCAAUUUAAUUUACCACAGGUGGACUCCAAUCAUGUUGUAGAAAUAUCUCAAGGAUGAUAAAUGGAAACAGGAUGCACCUGAGCUCAAUUUCAAGUCUCUUAGCAAAGGGUCUGAAUACUUAUCUAUAUAAAGGAUUAGAAAAAAAUAUAUAUAUACAUUUGCAAAAUAAAAUAAAAAAGUUUUUGCUUUGUCAUUAUGGGGAAAAUUUUUAUUUAAGCUAUUUUUUCAACUUCUGUCUCUGCCUUACAUCAGCGUCGUUGGUCAUAGCCUCAUCACCGGUCUGGUAGAACUUGGCCAUAGGGUUGUAGGGGAACUUCAGCCUGGUCUCCUCCCAUAUACCCUUCUCCAUCAGGGUCUCUCUGGCAGUCUUCCCCUUGAUCAGAGAGAUCCUAAAAACACACAAUCACAAUCACCUUUAUUACAUGUACCAGGAAUUUGACCUGGUGAAAUGGUGCUGACAACAAUAAACAGAAUAUUCAGACAGAAAAUAAAAUAAAAAAGAAGAGUAGAACAGGACUGGGACUUACUUGGUAUUACACUCGGAGAGGACCACUAGGGCACACAGGACGACACCCCACUUCAUCAUGGUUGCUUCUGGUUCUUCUUGGACUCAGUGAGUGAAGUUAGAGUAGGAGAACCCAGGCCUUAUAUACAGUUAUCCUGUACACCAGGACCCAAUCCACAGCCAUAUGACCACGUCAUGCCAUGCCCUCCUUUAACACACAAUAUCACGCAAUCGGAGUGUCCCAAAAUGGCACCCUAUCCCCAAUAUAGUGCACUACUUUUGAACAGGGUCCAUAUGCCUCUAGUCAAAAGUAGUGCACUAAAUAGGGAAUAUAGUGCCAUUUGGAACACAGUUGAUAACACAACUUCAGAUAAGAAAAGUGUGAUGUGGUUACAAAUAUAAAACGCCUAUGUAGCAAAAGUGAAUAUGAUUUGGAACAAUGUUAAUGAACAGUGUGUCAUUAUCUAACCUUGGGAAACAAAAUAUAGCUGGAUACUAGUCUGUGCCACGGUGGCAUCAGUUCAGCUAAACCUAGGGUAUGUCAAAGUGGGGUGUGGGGGGAGGGGGACAUUUUUUGGAAGUUUAAGCUCAUUUACUGCAUUUCUACACAAUUGAAAAACUCUAAAAUGCUAUUUAGAGAACAACAACAAAAAAUAAUAAUGACCCCAGCCAUAAAUUGCCACCGCAACAUCUGGUUUAAAGGUCUGUGGAACGGCAUUUACACCGACUGCACAAAACAUUAGGAACACCUACCUAAUAUAGAGUUGCCCCCUCCCCCGUCGGGGCAUGCAAGUUUCACGUUUGUGGAAGAUCUUUUUUCACCAUAAAAUAGCAUCUUUAUAUUAAAAGAUUGCAUGCAUCUAUCAUCGCAUUUGCAGACUUAUGUAAGAUAGGCUUCCACUCCUAAUGUGAUAAGUAGAUUGAAUAGUCAUAAUUUAGGCUAACAGUAAAGCUCAAUCACUGUUAGCGAAACAAAGCAUGCCUGAGCGCGUAGUGACAGAGUUGGCAUAAUCAGAGAUGUUUCUUCUCCUUUCUUUGUACAGGAAAAAUGUGGCCUUUUAUAAACACGUGUGUGAUUAGUCAAAUUUAAAUGAUGAAAAAUGCCUUCCUCAGUUGGGUUCGCCCCCCUCUAGGCCACAAUUGAAGAGUUUUCUUCCCAGGCGUAAUGCAAAGCAUUAUCGCUGGGAUAUGAGGUUACACCAGGGCUUGAGCCGAUGUUAAAAGUGUUUACAAAAGUACAAAGCGUUAGAAAUGUAUCCGUAUGAUCACCCUGUCCAUAUGCUCUAUUUAAGUUGUUCCAAGAGACCACUUUUUUUGGACAAGCUAUGUUUUCAAAACGGUAUCCUGAACAACAUCCUGAAAUAUAUGUAGAUAUCUUUGUUAGACAAAUUACGGUUAGAGCAUUGGGCCAGUAACCGAAAGCCGACAAGGAGAAAAAUCUGUCGUUAACCCUAAUUUGCUCCAGGGGCACCGUACUACUAUGACUGACCCUCUAAAACAACAUACACUGCUCAAAAAAAUAAAGGGAACACUUAAACAACACAAUGUAACUCCAAGUCAAUCACACUUCUGUGAAAUCAAACUGUCCACUUAGGAAGCAACACUGAUUGACAAUACAUUUCACAUGCUGUUGUGCAAAUGGAAUAGACAACAGGUGGAAAUUAUAGGCAAUUAGCAAGACACCCCCAAUAAAGGACUGGUUUUGCAGGUGGUGACCACAGACCACUUCUCAGUUCCUAUGCUUCCUGGCUGAUGUUUUGGUCACUUUUGAAUGCUGGUGAAUUCCUGGUGCUUUCACUCUACUGGUAGCAUGAGACGGAGUCUACAACCCACACAAGUGGCUCAGGUAGUGCAGCUCAUCCAGGAUGGCACAUCAAUGCGAGCUGUGGCAAGAAGGUUUGCUGUGUCUGUCAGCGUAGUGUCCAGAGCAUGGAGGCGCUACCAGGAGACAGGCCAGUACAUCAGGAGACGUGGAGGAGGCCGUAGGAGGGCAACAACCCAGCAGCAGAACUGCUACCUCCGCCUUUGUGCAAGGAGGAGCAGGAGGAGCACUGCCAGAGCCCUGCAAAAUUACCUCCAGCAGGCCACAAAUGUGCAUGUGUCUGCUCAAAUGGUCAGAUACAGACUCCAUGAGGGUGGUAUGAGGGCCCGACGUCCAUAGGUGGGGGUUGUGCUUACAGCCCAACACCGUGCAGGACGUUUGGCAUUUGCCAGAGAACACCAAGAUUGGCAAAUUCGCCACUGGCACCCUGUGCUCUUCACAGAUGAAAGCAGGUUCACACUGAGCACAUGUGACAGACGUGACAGAGUCUGGAGACGCCGUGGAGAACAUUCUGCUGCCUGCAACAUCCUCCAGCAUGACCGGUUUGGCGGUGGGUCAGUCAUGGUGUGGGGUGGCAUUUCUUUGGGGGGCCGCACAGCCCUCUAUGUGCUCGCCAGAGGUAGUCUGACUGCCAUUAGGUACCGAGAUGAGAUCCUCCGACCCCUUGUGAGACCAUAUGCUGGUGCGGUUGGCCCUGGGUUCCUCCUAAAGCAAGAAAAUGCUAGACCUCAUGUGGCUGGAGUGUGUCAGCAGUUCCUGCAAGAGGAAGGCAUUAAUGCUAUGGACUGGCCCGCCCGUUCCCCAGACCUGAAUCCAAUUGAGCACAUCUGGGACAUCAUGUCUCGCUCCAUCCACCAACGCCACGUUGCACCACAGACUGUCCAGGAGUUGGCGGAUGCUUUAGUCCAGGUCUGGGAGGAGAUCCCUCAGGAGACCAUCCGCCACCUCAUCAGGAGCAUGCCCAGGUGUUGUAGGGAGGUCAUACAGGCACGUUGAGGCCACACACACUACUGAGCCUCAUUUUGACUUGUUUUAAGGACAUUACAUCAAAGUUGGAUCAGCCUUUAGUGUGGUUUUCCACUCCAAAUCCAGACCUCCAUGGGUUGAUACAUUUGAUUUCAAUUGAUAAUUUUUGUGUGAUUUUGUUGUCAGCACAUUCAACUAUGUAAAGAAAAAUGUAUUUAAUAAGAUUAUUUCAUUCAUUCAGAUCUAGGAUGUGUUAUUUUAGUGUUCCCUUCAUUUUUUUGAGCAGUGUAUUUCACUGCACCUAUCUGGGACUAAGUAAUGCUGAAUGUAAAAAAUGGCUCAACAUACCCCACUCUCCCCUAGUACUCAAUGAAUGGCAUUGCAUUAUCCUUUGCUGUACCUUUUCAUAAUCUUAUCAAAAUGUCACGUUUCCAUUUGGAAAGUAGAUUAGCUUGCAAUUGCCAAAGUUAUUUGAUAUCAGCGUUCAACAACAACACAGCAAUAUAUGAAGAAAAAGGUUAAUGUCCCAGACGAUACAUACAAUAUUGACUGACCAAAAAGUCAACAAAAGUUUAUUUACACCAUUAAUGAACAAUUGGUCUGUAAUCAGGCGUUGGUUAUCAGUACAUUAAACAAAAUGUCUGAAGGUGUAGAGGUAGUCUCUGAUAAAACAUUUUAAAGAUCAUAUUUUAACCAGUUUAAAAAUGAAAAUGCUUGUUUAUUUUUCUAAUUUAAAACAAUAACAUACAGAUGACCUGCAGGACACAAUUUGAACUCUUGAAACGAUAUCUACUGCUUCGGUAUGGCACCCUCCACAAUAUACAUAAAACGCUAAUAUAACUGGGAAUAUCUUUUAUCUGUAUGAGAAAACAUUAGUAGAUAUAUUAUUUCUGGAUAAUAAAGUUUACAGUGCUAUGUAAUUAAAUCAUUCUGAAGUAUAUUGGUAUACAGUAUCGUAAUCUGUCACAAUGUCCUCUUCCCUAUUGCAGGAGUUUCAGUAUUGAGUGUCCUCUUCCUUACUGCAUGAGACUGACAGGUUUUCUCUCCACUAUUAGUGAUGAUGAUGAUGAUGAUGAAUGUGUAAGGAACAGUACAGGGCUCACUAAGAUGGUUUCUAACUGACUGAUUAACAAACAGCAGAAUGCAGCUAUGAAUAUAUGACUCAACUAUUUUCAUGACUUGUUUUUACAAUCAGAUUGUUCAGUAUGAAAAAAAUGUAUACACUCACUAACUGUAAGUCGCUCUGGAUAAGAGCGUCUGCUAAAUGACUAAAAUGUAAAUGUGAAAAAUGUUCACAAUGAUGUUUCUUUACCCACAACACAUGUUGAAUAGAACCGUUGUUGUGGCCUCAUUUUACAUUGAUUCUCACAUGUUUUAGUCAAAGGAAAGACAAGGGCAUCAGGAGAGUUUUGAAGAGGCUGAUUACGGCCACAUGAUACUCAAGUAAAACAAAGAGGUGUGGACAUAUACUGAACAAAAAUAUACAGUGGAGAAAAAAAGUAUUUAGUCAGCCACCAAUUGUGCAAGUUCUCCCACUUAAAAAGAUGAGAGAGGCCUGUAAUUGUCAUCAUAGGUACACGUCAACUAUGACAGACAAAUUGAGAAAAAAAAUCCAGAAAAUCACAUUGUAGGAUUUUAAUGAAUUUAUUUGCAAAUUAUGGUGGAAAAUAAGUAUUUGGUCACCUACAAACAAGCAAGAUUUCUGGCUCUCACAGACCUGUAACUUCUUCUUUAAGAGGCUCCUCUGUCCUCCACUCGUUACCUGUAUUAAUGGCACCUGUUUGAACUUGUUAUCAGUAUAAAAGACACCUGUCCACAACCUCAAACAGUCACACUCCAAACUCCACUAUGGCCAAGACCAAAGAGCUGUCAAAGGACACCAGAAACAAAAUUGUAGACCUGCACCAGGCUGGGAAGACUGAAUCUGCAAUAGCUAAGCAGCUUGGUUUGAAGAAAUCAACUGUGGGAGCAAUUAUUAGGAAAUGGAAGACAUACAAGACCACUGAUAAUCUCCCUCGAUCUGGGGCUCCACGCAAGAUCUCACCCCGUGGGGUCAAAAUGAUCACAAGAACGGUGAGCAAAAAUCCCAGAACCACAUGGGGGGACCUAGUGAAUGACCUGCAGAGAGCUGGGACCAAAGUAACAAAGCCUACCAUCAGUAACACACUACGCCGCCAGGGACUCAAAUCCUGCAGUGCAAAACGUGUCCCCCUGCUUAAGCCAGUACAUGUCCAGGCCCGUCUGAGGUUUGCUAGAGUGCAUUUGGAUGAUCCAGAAGAGGAUAGGGAGAAUGUCAUAUGGUCAGAUGAAACCAAAAUAGGACUUUUUGGUAAAAACUCAACUCGUCGUGUUUGGAGGACAAAGAGUGCUGAGUUGCAUCCAAAGAACACCAUACCUACUGUGAAGCAUGGGGGUGGAAACAUCAUGCUUUGGGGCUGUUUUUCUGCAAAGGGACCAGGGCAACUGAUCCGUGUAAAGGAAAGAAUGAAUGGGGCCAUGUAUCGUGAGAUUUUGAGUGAAAACCUCCUUCCAUCAGCAAGGGCAUUGAAGAUGAAACGUGGCUGGGUCUUUCAGCAUGACAAUGAUCCCAAACACACCACCUAGGCAACAAAGGAGUGGCUUCGUAAGAAGCAUUUCAAGAUCCUGGAGUGGCCUAGCCAGUCUCCAGAUCUCAACCCCAUAGAAAAUCUUUGGAGGGAGUUGAAAGUCCGUGUUGCCCAGCGACAGCCCCAAAACAUCACUGCUCUAGAGGAGAUCUGCAUGGAGGAAUGGGCCAAAAUACCAGCAACAGUGUGUGAAAACCUUGUGAAGACUUACAGAAAACGUUUGACCUGUGUCAUUGCCAACAAAGGGUAUAUAACAAAGUAUUGAGAAACGUUUGUUAUUGACCAAAUACUUAUUUUCCACCAUAAUUUGCAAAUAAAUUAAUAAAAAAUCCUACAAUGUGAUUUUCUGGAUUUUUUUUUCUCAUUUUGUCUGUCAUAUUUGACGUGUACCUAUGAUGAAAAUUACAGGCCUCUCUCAUCUUUUUAAGUGGGAGAACUUGCACAAUUGGUGGCUGACUAAAUACUUUUUUUCCCCACUGUAAACGCAACAUGUUGGUCCCAUGUUUUAUGAGCUGAAAUCAAAGAUCCCAGAAAUAUGUUUAAAUCCCUGUUAGUGAUCAUUUGAGCAUUUGUCAAGAUAAUCCAUCCACUUGACAGGUGUGGCAUAUCAAGAAGUUGAUUAAACAGCCUGAUAAUUACACACUCUAAAAUGUGCAGUUUUGUCAAACAACACAAUGCCACAGAUGUCUCAAGUUCUGAGGGAGCAUAAAAUUGUCAUGAUGACUGCAGGAAUGUCCACCAGAGCUGUUGCCAGAGAAUUCAACGUUCAUUUCUCUACAAUAAGCCACCUCCAACGUCGUUUUAGAGAAUUUGGCAGUACGUCCAACCGGCCUCACCACGUGUAAACACGCCAGCCCAGGACCUCCACAUCCGGCUUCUUCACCAGCGGGAUGUCUGAGGGGAGUGGACGCGGGUUGCUGAGGAGUAUUUCUGUCUGUAAUAAAACCCAUUUGUGGGGUAAAAUUCAUUCUGAUUGUCUGGGCCUGGCUCCCAAGUUGCUGGGCCUGUGCCCUCUCAGGCCCACUCAUGGCUGCACCCCUGCCUAGUCAUGUGAAAUCCAUAGAUUAGGGCCUAAAGAAUGUAUUCCAAUUGACUGAUUUCCUUAUAUGAACUACAAGUCAGCAAAAUCUUUGAAAUUGUUGCAUUUAUAUUUUUGUUCAGUAUAAUAUUAGACAUCAAAUGUUGAAUGUUAGACAUCAAAAGAGUUAACAAUUGCUUCCAGCAGCCCAUGGGCCAUCAAGGUUUUAUCAGGUAAAAGAUAACAGAACAUGAGAACAGACUGUGGUUUCUGUAUGGAAAUGUUCAUUAUUAAAGGUGCAAUCAGUAACUUUGUGGUCAUAACUUUGUGCACAAACAAUCAAAGCGAUCCGAGCUCCAUAUGAACUAAGCAGUGUCUUACCCUCGUUAAGACCCCACCCCCUUCCGCAAUCUGAGACACUCAAAGCAGAAAUGAAACUACAGGUUGCACUUUUAACAAUAUCUUUCAGAUAGCACCAUCUGUUGUCUAUUUCUCUUCAAUAAAUAUUGUAAUUCUGUAAUAGACCAUUAUACAGCAUCUUUAUAUCUGUUUGGGUCAACCGCAUAAAAUAAAAAAGAGAAUAGAUUUUGUGAUUUUAUAUUUGUGAUAUGUUUGAUUACCCAUAAUUCUUUCCAGUCUUGGAGCGCCCCAGUGUGUCCAACUCCAGUCUUGGAGCGCCCCAGUGUGUCCAACUCCAGUCUUGGAGCGCCCCAGUGUGUCCAACUCCAUUCUUGGAGCGCCCCAGUAUGUCCAACUCCGUUCUUGGAGCGCCCCAGUGUGCUCUACUUGUCACGGGUUACAAAGCCAGAACCCAGAAGCAGACUAGGACAAGGUGAGUUGAAACGAAGGUGAGUAUUUAUUUAACAGAUUCAAAAACGAUGCUGAAUAAUCCAGGGAACAGAGCGGGCGGCGGAGAUGAGUUGGUGGGGGUGCAGUGGUAGAUCCAAUAAUGGCUCGGCAGCCGCCGACCACCAGGCAGGGGUUGGGUGAAGGUUCCGGGUGAGUGACUGCAGAUAGAACAAAACGGAGGUAAGUACACAGCAAGCCAACAAGGUGCAAAACAACAAAACUAACGCUAGAAGCUCCAAGGCUGAUACACUGACAAACAUACUGUUCAUGGCUAACGAUCCGGCAGGGAAUGGACGUCAGGUCAGAGCUUAAAAAGGGUGAUGAUCAGGACCAGGUGUGCAGAUCGCUGAUGAGAUGCAGGUGCGGUUAAUCAGGAGAGCUCGGCAACCAGGCAGGGAGCGUUCCAGAACCCUCAGGAAACUGGAGAUUCCGAGCAGAAAAAUGACAACACAGGCAGGAACCGACUCAGGAUGCAGGGUUCAUGACACUACUCCAGUCUUGGAGUGCCCCAGUGUGUCCAACUCCGGUCUUGGAGCGCCCCAGUGUGUCCAACUCCAGUCUUGGAGCGCCCCAGUGUGUCCUACUCCAGUCUUGGAGCGCCCCAGUGUGUCCAACUCCGUUCUUGGAGCGCCCCAGUGUGCUCUACUCCAGUCUUGGAGCGCCCCAGUGUGCUCUACUCCAGUCUUGGAGUGCCCCAGUGUGUCCAACUCCAGUCUUGGAGUGCCCCAGUGUGUCCAACUCCAGUCUUGGAGUGCCCCAGAGUGUCCAACUCCAGUCUUGGAGUGACCCAGUGUGUCCAACUCCAGUCUUGGAGCGCCCCAGUGUGUCCAACUCCAGUCUUGGAGCGCCCCAGUGUGUCCAACUCCAGUCUUGGAGCGCCCCAGUGUGUCCUAACCCAGGUUUAACACACACUACUCAUGCUCAUGUUUAGACUAGCCUUCUUCCAGGAAGUGGUUUCUUGAAUUUCCUGUCAUCGAUGGACUUCAUGAUCUUCUCAAUCGAAGGAUCAUCUGGAUUGGCACAGAAGUGGUAGCUCUUUUUUGUGACCAAGCUGGAAGAAAGCAGACAAUGUCCGAGUAAACAUCCCUGUGUGUAGUGUGUGUGUGUGUGUGUGUGUGUGUGUGUGUGUGUGUGUGCGAGUGUGUGUGUGUGUGUGUGUUUGUUUGUGUGUGUGUGUGUGUGUGCAUGUUUAAUACUAUACUUACACGACUCCCCUCUUAGAGCAGUCAGAUCUGGUCAUUUCAUAUUCCCUGAUGAAUUGUCUGAGGAUUUUUCUUGUGUAAUACUUGAAACAGCAUUCUUCAGGACCAUUUCCAUCUGUAUAAAGAGACAAUCUGUAAUUUUUCUAUAAUUUGUCUUACAUACUAUAGACCACCAGAGGUUGGUGGUCCCUUAAUUGGGGAGGACGGUCUUGGGGUAUUGGCUGGAGCGGUAUCAGGGGAAUGGUAUCAAAUACAGUACAUCAAACACAUGAUUUCCAGGUGUUUGAUACCAUUCCAUUUGCUCCGUUCCAGCCAUUGUUAUGAGCCGUCCUCCCCUCAGCAGCCUCCUGUGCUAUAGACAGGUUAGCUGACAACAUCACGAAAACGAUGCCAGCGCUUCAAAGGGGCGAAAGGCUGUGUGUUAGGAUUCUGGAUGGUCAGAUGGCUAGCAACAAUGACAAGAAGCUGCCAUGUGGGGAAUCGGAAGUGACUCAUUUCAGCCAAUUUCAUCUUGUUCUUGACUGAUGUCACGUCUUUGCUAAUAUGGCAGAAAUGUUUUAGCUAGCUAGCUAACCAAAAAGUGUAACAAUGUAUUUGUAAAAUAAAGUGCAACUUUGUUUUUAAUAAACAUUGGAGACUAAAUAUAGUUUACAUGUUGUCAACAACCUAAGCCAACCCCAGCUGUUUUGCCCCAUUGUUGCGCACAUGUCGGUUGUGUUGCUAAACAACCAACCCGUCUAUAAGUCAGAACUUAAACAUGGAAUAUUUCAUUUCAGCUUUAUAAUGCAACAAUUCAGAGUAGGAGUGCUGAUCUAGGACCAGUUUGCCUUUUAGAUCACAAUGAAUAAGAUUAUAUAAACAGCAGGGAACUGGUCCCAGAUCAGCAGACUCUUGAUAAGUACAGUCCCAUAUCUCUCCCAUACAUCCUUAACCCUAAUUGCUCCUGUAAGUCACUCUGGAUAAGAGCAUCUGCUAAAUGACUCAAAUGUUAAUGUAACACUAUGAUUAACACUAAAUGUUAGACAAUGUUCUGAAGAGAAGGAUUGAUAGUAGUUAAGAAUCGAUUCCAAAGCAGGGAUAACUUACUGUUGGCCAACGCGGCGGACCACAGGGCUGCUCCCAGGAUGCACAGCAGGAGAAGGAUCUGAGCAGACCGCAUGAUUGGUUGAUGAUGAGCAGACAAUGACCAACACUGUUAACACCUCAGCAACUGUAAAGGAUUCUAAACUUAGGACAGAGUAUUUUGUAUUUUAUGAUCAGGGGAGGGAGGUGUGUGGUUUUGGUGGGGAGAGGGAGGGGUGUGGGGGGGGAAGAGUGUGUAGGUGACAAAAGUUUCCACUUAAUCUCAAAAGUAGAAGAAAAAAAAUUUGUUAACAGGAAAUGCACAUGGGGUUAGCCCACCACAGUGGACGCCUUGCACAGUUCUUUGUAGCACGCAUUGCCUAAAAACUCAGCAUCAGUGUGAUACUUAAGGUCUGAAGUUAUUGACCCCCUACACCCUCUUCUUGGGCUACAAAAAAAGCAGUUUCCUGGAAAUAAUAAUAAUUUGUUCUACAACUAUGGAAAAACAUGUUAAACAUUGAACAAAUAAAGGGGCAUCAUACUGUUCAUCAAGUUGAAUAUGUACAGAUAUUUUAUUUAAUAAAACAGAAGCUAAACACUGAGUAUAUAAACAUUAAGAACACCUGCUCGUUCCAUGACAGACUGGCCAGGUGAAAGCUAUGAUCUUUUAUUGAUGUCACUUGUUAAAUCCACUUCAAUCAGUGUAGAUGAACGGGAGGAGACGGGUUAAAUAGGGAUUUUUAAGCCUUGAGACAAUUGAGACAUGGAUUGUGUAUGUGUGCCAUUCAGAGGGUGAAUGGGCAAGACAAAAUAUUUAAGUGCCUUUGAACGGGGUAUGGUAGUAGGUGCCAGGCGUACCGCUUUGUGUCAAGAACUGCAACACUGCUGGGUAUGUCGCACUUUUGGAACACACGAAUUGAGGCUGUUCUGGAGGGCAAUGGGGGUGCAAUUCAAUAUUAGGAAGGUGUUCCAAAUGUUUGGUUCCUCAGUGUACACUUCAAGUGAGAUGCAGUUCCAGUUUUCACCCUGCUGCACUCCCACCCAUGUCCCACUCCAGUUCUCCACAACCAAAAAGGGUCAUAUAUAAAAACAAGGAGACAGUCAAACUGACAAUGCAAAACAAAGCUUAAAGGAAAUCAGAUAACAUAUCAUACCUUCAUUAUCACAUUUCUUGGUGAGGUCUUCAAUUUCUUUAUUCAAUGUAUCUACAACAGGGGACCAAUUACAUACAGCCAUUUAUACUUCCCAAGAUGCACUUCUGUGAUUAAGGGGUGAGUCUACUUCCUGUAGUUCUUAUUGAUUGAUUAUCGGGGCUGGGUAAGGCGAUGUUGGACACACAUGUCCCAACCCUGUAACAUUCACACAGGAACUAACAGGGAACGUAUUUUUUUCCUUUAGAAAUGUCACUUCAAAUCACACACACACACACACACGAGGGUCCUCAACAGAUCACAUGUGAGGGACACCGAUACAGUGAUGGAAUGUACUCAACAAGACAAAAUAAAAAACUGAAAAACAUGGAUAAACUGCCAAAACGACAGUGUGAAACUGCAGGGGUGAAACUACACAUGGUGACAAACAAAACAAAUAUGAUUGUGCAAAAUGCUUUAUUGCAGUACUGCGGUGUUCACCACAUAGGCAGAGCAGGGGGAAGGUGAAGAGAUCUUCAUACAGUGAUCAGAAUGUCUGCGUACACAGUGGGGUGAGGAAGUGAAACGACGAGGGGGUAUUGUCAGACAUCCUGUUGCUACUGCUGGCUGAAUAUCAGUAUGCACUACAAACUGUGUCAACAGCCAAAGGGGUCACUAAAUGCCUUGGGGCUCUGGAGUAUGGAGGGUUUAGUACAGUACCUGCAUUUGAAACAAGUCUCACAUUCAGAAUCAUCUACUGAGGAGUUCGCUUUUUGGCGGGUGAUGGUGGCCAGAAGACAUGAAAGCAGUAGAAGAAUCUGUGAACUGAACACCAAACCAAAGCCUCUUUCUGAACGACACCCUAACAUUGAGCUCACACAUCUAAACCAAGGCCGGUGUGUUCAGAAACAGGAAAACCAGAGCUCCUAACAUGACUCAGGUCCAUUAUCUACAUUAACAAAGGCAUUAUAGGAAAAAACAGAGUAACACCUCUAAGUUACACUCUGCUCAUCACCAUGGAGUAAGACAGCUUCUGAUUGGGUCACAGCACUUACUGAGUGAGUACAUCCAAUAGGGGAAGGGUAUACUGUGGACACAGAGAUACCAGCAACGCCUUAUUAUUGAUAGAAGGGACAUAUCAAAUCAUCAACAAUCUCUUUUCCUUUCUGGAGUCUUCUAAUCAGCUUCACAAUCAAACCGGUACUUAUGGGUUGGGGGGGUGACUGAAGUGGAUUAUAUCAAAUGGGACGAUACCAGUGAGGUUUGUUGUAUUAACCUAACCUUUUUUCUUAAUUAUAACGUAACAACAAAUAAAGAGAUUGUCUCCAUGUUAAGAGAUCUGAACCCCGCCCUGUGCAACUGGGUCCUGGACUUCCUGACAGGCCACCCCCAGGUGGUGAAGGUAGGAAACAACAUCUCCACUUCGCUGAUCCUCAACACUGGGGCCCCACAAGGGUGCGUGCUCAGUCCUCUCCUCUACUCCCUGUUCACCCAUGACUGUGUGGCCAAGCAUGCCUCCAACUCAAUCAUCAAGUUUGCUGACAACACAACAAUAGUAGGCUUGAUUACAAACAAUGAAGAGUCAGCCUACAGGAAGGAGGUGAGGGCUCUGGGAGUGUGGUGCCAGGAAAGUAACCUCUCACUCAUAGUCAAUAAAACAAUGAUCGUGGACGUCAGGAAACAGCAGAGGGUGCACCCGCCUAUCCACACCAACGGGACCGCAGAGAAGAAGGUGGAAAGCUUCAAGUUCCUUGGCGUACACAUCACUGACAAACUGAAAUGGUCCACCCACGCAGACCAUGUGGUGAAGAAGGCGCAACAGAGCCUCUUCAACAUCAGGAGGCUGAAGAAAUUUGCUUGGCACCUAAAACCCUGACAAACUUUUACAGAUGCACAAUUUAGAGCAACCUGUCGGGCUGUAUCACCGCCUGGUACGGCAACUGCACCGCCCGCAACCGCAGGGCUCUCCAGAGGGUGGUGCGGUCUGCCAAACGCAUUAUUGGGGUCAAAUUACCCGCCCUCCAAGACACCUACAGCACCCGAUGUCACUGGAAGGCCAAAAAGAUCAUCAAGGACAUUAACCGCCCGAGCCACUGCCUGUUCACCCCGCUAUCAUCCAGAAUGCAAGGUCAGUACAGGUGCAUUAAAGCUGGGACCGAGAGAAUGAAAAACAGCUUCUAUCUCAAGGCCAUCAGACUGUUAAAUAACCAUCACUAGCACAUUAGAGGCUGCUGCUGCCUAUUGAAAUCAACUGGCCACUUUAAGAAAUGGAACACUAGUCACUUUAAUAAUGUUUACAUAUCCUUCCCUACUCAUCUCAUAUGUAUAUACUGUAUUCUAUUCUAUAAUAUUCUACUGUAUUUUAGUCCAUGCCGUUCUGUCAUUGCUUGUCCAUGUAUGUAUAUAUUCUUAAAUUCCAUUCCUUACUAGAUUUGUGUGUAUUGGGUAUAUGUUGUGAAGCUAGAAGCACAAGCAUUUCGCUACACCUGCAAUAACAUCUGCUAAACACGUGUAUGUGACAAAUAACAUUUGAUUUGAUUUGAAGUAGUUUUUUUGGGUAUUCAUACUUUACUUUACUAUUUAUAUUUUUUUUUACAAAUUUUACUUUUACUUCAAUACAUUCCUAAAGAAAAUAAGGUACUUUUUACUCCAUACAUUUUCCCUGACACCCAAAAGUACUCUUUACAUUUUGAAUGCUUAGCAGGACAGGAAAAUGGCCCAAUUCACGCACUUAUCAAUAGAACAUCGCUGGUCAUCCCUUCUGAACCUGAUCUGGCGGACUCACUAAACACACAUGCUUCGUUUGUAAAUUAUGUCUGAAUGUUGGAGUGUGCCUCUUGGAAUCCGUAAAUUAAAAAAACAAAAAAAUGGUGCCGUCUGGUUUGCUUACUAUAAGGAAUUUGAAAUGAUUUAUACUUUUAUUUUUGAUACUGAAGUAUAUUUUAGCAAUUACAUUUACUUUUGAUGCUUAAGUAUAUUUAAAACCAAAAACUUUUAGACUUUUACUCAAGUUGUAUUUUACUGGGUGACUUUCACUUUUACUUGAGUCAUUUUCUAUUCAGGUAUCUUUACUUUUACUCAAGUAUGACAAUUGGGUACUUUUCCCACCACUGCAGUACAACUCGAUCUAAAAAACAAAUAAAGUUUGAUCAAACAAUUCAUCAAUCAAUCAUUAGAUCCUGUAACGUAUUUUUCUUCAUUUCACAGGAAAACAAAGUCUGAGGCAGUAAGUAUUUUCCCCUUUUUUCUCUAAAUGUUCAGUUACCAUAGUUAGGCUUUUUCUAUCCAGAUCAUCCCUUAUAAAAGAACCAAGUAUAUCAGCAGCCUAUGAGAAGUUUAAGUUUAGGCCUUUUAAGGAAGAAACUAUCCAUGCGGGCCGGAAAAGUCCUCGCAUGCAAGGUUGGAAACCAAAUGGCCGAUAACCUAUUCUCAUUCUUCCUACUGGCCUAUCAUAAAAGCUUUAAUACAAGCUAAAGUUAUCAACAGUAGCUUAUUUCCCAAAUAUUCUAGCCUACGAAGGUGUUGUCCUAAAGUUGUGUCUUUCAAAACCAACAAGAACAAAGUUAGGCGUAGGCUAUUCUCAAUUACAGCUUCAUGAUAGAUAGAACAAACAAUAUUAUUUAUUUUUCUAUUAUUUUAUGAGGCAAAUAAAGCAAUUAUUAUCCAGUUGUGAAGACGGUAGACUGCUUCUAUCACGCCCAUUAUGUAGUCCUAUAACCUAGCUCACUACGGUAAGACAGACCGUUCCUCAUCAGACAGUCACUGAUCUAUCAUGAUGUAGUCCUAUAACCUAGCUCACUAUGCGCAGCACCACCAGUGCAGAGCUUGCUCAGGAAUGGCAGCAGGCAGGUGUGAGUGCAUCUCAAUAUAUGGCCAAUAUACCACGGCCAGGAGGUGCAGGAGGGUUAUGAGGCGGGGACCAAUGAGAAUGGAGAGAUCACCCAGGUGGUCAUCCAGGACUACGAGGGGGCAGAAGGCUUCAGUGUGUUGGAACAGGUGGAACAAGCUACAGAGGAGAUCCACAGCACCGGACCUGAAUACAGCUACAAUCAACCACAUCAGUCAGCUACAACACCAUGGUCUCACCUGGGUUGUGUUCAGUACGGCAAUGGAAAAACAAAAACCUCUGCUGUCAUUGGACAAGUUCAGGCAGUACUCCCCUGUUUUCACUGUGUUCCAAUGUGUGUGUGUGUGUGUGUGUGUGUGUGUGUUGUGUUUUCAGCAGUGGCGAGGAGAGUCCCCAGCCCAUGGAGGAAGAGGAGGAGGGAACAAAAAUAGUCAGAGAGAACGGAGAAAAGUCCUACCUGACCUCCAGGCUAGGAGAUGGGGUGCUGAAGCAGGUCCAGGUAAGCCUGAACAGAACCACCACAUCCAUAGCUCCAUCUAUUCAUUUGAGUGGUUACAUUUAUCCAGUCCCAUCGCUCAGCUGUAUACCAAACCAUGUGGUCAGGAUUGUGGCUUUUAGGUUCUGUUCAGUUGAACAGAAGAUGGCUGAGAGGUCAUCAGAGUGGCCAUUUGUACGGUUACACUAGACCGGCUAUUCCCAAACUGGGGGUAAGGGCAAUGCCGUUGGGGGUACGCCAAAUAAAAAUGUGAUUCACAUUUUCAAACAGUCCAUUUAGAUUUUCCAACGGGGCUAUACAUUUGGGUAAUGUUUUUUUUUCUCGCCUGAGUAGCCUCGUCUCACUGCCAAAAAUAAAAUUAAACCAUCUAGUCAAAUAAUUAAUAUCCAAUCACAUUAACCGUUACUCUCUCGCGGGAAUUCCAUUAACGGUCCGUAUGUAGCCAAACGUAGCUGCUACUCAUUCCGUUUGCUCGAAAAUGUAUAAAUGUUUUUGAAAAGUAAGGCCCGCGUCCAUAGAGACACAUACCAGCUCUACUGGUAGUACUACUUCCAGGAGUACUACACCUGCACCUGUCGAUGACACAAGUUGUUCUGCUUCAAUGAGCAUUCCAAUGUUAGCAUCCAAUGUUAGCAUCCAAUGUUAGCAUCCAAUGUUAGCAUCCAAUGUUAGCAUCCAAUGUUAGCAUCCAAUGUUAGCAUCCAAUGUUAGCAUCCAAUGUUAGCAUCAGUUAUUCUACAUUUGUUGCUAGCCCAGCUAGCAUGGACACUGACAGUUGUGAAUCUGAUGCAGGCGAAGAGCUACUGCCCCCUUACCCGGGAAAGCACUGAACAACAGACUGGGACGAAGAGGCGCAAAUAUGAUGAGAACUAUAUUGAUUUGGGGUUCACUUAUAUUGGGAGUAGUGCCUUUCCUCAGCCACGGUGUGUUAUAUGUGCAAAAGUACUAUCUCACAACUCGAUGAAACCUUCACUCUUGCGCAGACAUUUUGAAAGGAAACAUGCCAAUUUUGAAAAAUAAGCCACGGGAAUAUUUUAAGCGAGAAUUAAGACGACUUUCGAGUAGUAAGACAUGUAUAAAAGCAACAUUAACCAUGAAUAUGAACGGGCUAGAAGCGUCUUAAAUGGUGAGCUACCGAGUGGCUAAGACAGGCAAGCCCCAUAUUAUUGUGGAGGACUUCAUUAUUCCAGCUGCCGCGGAUAUGGCUGGGACAAUGCUGGAGGAAAAGGCCCAAAAAACGAUACAGACAAUGCCUUUAUCAAACAACACUGUUUCACGACGCAUCAGUGACAUGGCAGGAGAUGUUUUUAAAUAAUUACUGUUUCGCAUAAAAGGCAGUCAAUUCUAUGCGUUACAGCUGGAUGAGUCAGCAGACGUGGCGGGCCUGGCACAGCUCCUGGUAUAUGUCCGUUACGUUUAUGUGGGGUCAAUUAAAGACAUCCUCUUCUGCAAACCACUGGAAACCAGGACAACAGGAGAGGGUAUUUUGAAAGUACUGGACAGCUUUGUGACAUCAAAUGGACUUUGGUGGUCAAGAUGUGUUGGUAUCUGUACUGAUGGCGCAAAAGCCAUGACAGGGAGACAUAAUGGAGUUCAGGCACUUUGGUCAUCCCCAAAGCCAACAUCUCCUUUGGCCGCCAUUCCUUCCAGUUCUCUGCUGCCAAUGACUGGAACAAAUUGCAAAAAUCUCUGAAGCUGGAGACACUUAUCUCCCUCACUAACUUUAAGCAUCAGUUGUCAGAGCACCUUACCGAUCACUGCACCUGUACACAGCCCAUCUGAAAUUAGCCCACCCAACUACCUCAUCCCUAUAUUGUUAUUUAUUUUGAUCAUUUGUACCCCAGUAUCUCUAUUUGCACAUCAUCUCUUGCUAUCAUCUAUCAUUCCAGUGUUAAUACUAAUUGUAAUUAUUUUGCACUAUAGCCUAUUUAUUGCCUUACCUCCAUAACUUCCUACAUUUGCACACACUGUAUAUAUAUUUUAUUGUAUUUUUGAGUUUAUGUUUUGUUUUACCCCAUAUGUAACUCUAUGUUGUUGUUUUUAUCGCACUGCUUUGCUUUAUCUUGGCCAGGUCACAGUUGUAAAUGAGAACUUGUUCUCAACUGGCUUACCUGGUUAAAUAAAGGUGAAAUUAAUUUUUAAUUUUUUUUUAACCGAAAUUGCAACAAGCGGUUCUGUGAAAGUUGAAUUUAAUCAGAAGCCACUGCCAGAUUUCUGGAUAGGGCUGCUUUCCAGCCUGGCCCGGCCUGUUCCUGCUCCUCGCACCAAGCCUAAGUUGUGCGUCGCCAGCCCGGCCUGGCCUGUUCCUGCUCCUCGCACCAAGCCUACGGUGCGCGUCGCCAGCCCGGCCCGGCCUGUUCCUGCUCCUCGCACCAAGCCUACGGUGCGCGUCGCCAGCCCGGCCCGGCCUGUUCCUGCUCCUCGCACCAAGCCUACGGUGCGCGUCGCCAGCCCGGCCAGGCCUGUUCCUGCCACUCGCACCAAGCCUACGGUGCGCGUCGCCAGCCCGGCCCGGCCUGUUCCUGCCACUCGCACCAAAGCUACGGUGCGCGUCGCCAGCCCGGCCCGGCCUGUUCCUGCUCCUCGCACCAAGCCUACGGUGUGCGUCGUCAGUCCGGCACAACCCGUGCCUGGGUCACCGGUGCCUGGUCAGGUACCGGUCAGCUGCCCCACACCGGAGCUUAAGCAAUCCGCUCCUACGUUGUCCAGUCCAGCUCCAGCCAGCGGGGCCAGACCGGACCAGGGGCGCUACGGGGGGAUUGUUGGAGGGUGGUGGGCGAGCCCGGAGCCGGAACCGCCUCCGAGGAGGAAUGCCCACCCAGCCCUCCCCUGUUUUGGUCCAUGUUGAGGCGCGGUCGCAGUCCGCGCCUUUAGGGGGGGGUACUGUCACACCCUGGCUCUGGGACUCUAUAUGUUGAGCCAGGGUGUGUAUAUUCUAUGUGUUGUGUUUCUAUGUCGGGAUUCUAGUGUUGUAUUUCUGUGUUGGCCAGAGUGGUUCCCAAUCAGAGGCAACGAGUGUCAGCUGUUGCUGGUUGUCUCUAAUUGGGAGCCAUACUUAUAGAGGCUGUUUUCCCACAUUAGCUGUGGGAUCUUGUUCUAGUUGGUUUGUGUUAGACCGUUGACUGGCACGUUAUCGUUUUGUUGUUUUGUUCGAGUGUUUACUCUCUUUAAUUAAAGAUGUUUGCCUGCAACGCUGCGCCUUGGUCUACUCCCUGCGACGUACGUGACAAACAGUAUGAUGCCCCUUUAUUUGUUCAAUGUUUAAAUAGGUUUUCCAUAGUUGUAGAACAAAUUAUUAUUAUUUCCAGGAAACUGCUUUUUAGCCCAAGAAGAGGGUGUAGGGGGUCAAUAACUUCAGACCUUACAGUGGGGAAAAAAAGUAUUUAGUCAGCCACCAAUUGUGCAAGUUCUCCCACUUAAAAAGAUGAGAGAGGCCUGUAAUUUUCAUCAUAGGUACACGUCAACUAUGACAGACAAAUUGAGAUUUUUUUUCUCCAGAAAAUCACAUUGUAGGAUUUUUUAUGAAUUUAUUUGCAAAUUAUGGUGGAAAAUAAGUAUUUGGUCACCUACAAACAAGAAAGAUUUCUGGCUCUCACAGACCUGUAACUUCUUCUUUAAGAGGCUCCUCUGUCCUCCACUCGUUACCUGUAUUAAUGGCACCUGUUUGAACUUGUUAUCAGUAUAAAAUACACCUGUCCACAACCUCAAACAGUCACACUCCAAACUCCACUAUGGCCAAGACCAAAUAGCUGUCAAAGGACACCAGAAACAAAAUUGUAGACCUGCACCAGGCUGGGAAGACUGAAUCUGCAAUAGGUAAGCAGCUUGGUUUGAAGAAAUCAACUGUGGGAGCAAUUAUUAGGAAAUGGAAGACAUACAAGACCACUAAUAAUCUCUCUCGAUCUAAGACUCCAUGCAAGAUCUCACCCCGUGGGGUCAAAAUGAUCACAAGAACGGUGAGCAAAAAUCACAGAACCACACGGGGGGACCUAGUGAAUGACCUGCAGAGAGCUGGGACCAAAGUAACAAAGCCUACCAUCAGUAACACACUACGCCGCCAGGGACUCAAAUCCUGCAGUGCCAGACGUGUCCCCCUGCUAAAGCCAGUACAUGUCCAGGCCCGUCUGAAGUUUGCUAGAGUGCAUUUGGAUGAUCCAGAAGAGGAUUGGGAGAAUGUCAUAUGGUCAGAUGAAACCAAAAUAGAACUUUUUGGUAAAAACUCAACUCGUCAUGUUUGGAGGACAAAGAAUGCUGAGUUGCAUCCAAAGAACACCAUACCUACUGUGAAGCAUGGGGGCGGAAAUAUCAUGCUUUGGGGCUGUUUUUCUGCAAAGGGACCAGGACGACUGAUCCGUGUAAAGGAAAGAAUGAAUGGGGCCAUGUAUCGUGAGAUUUUGAGUGAAAACCUCAUUCCAUCAGCAAGGGCAUUGGAGAUGAAACGUGGCUGGGUCUUUCAGCAUGACAAUGAUCCCAAACACACCGCCCGGGCAACGAAGGAGUGGCUUCGUAAGAAGCAUUUCAAGGUCCUGGAGUGGCCUAGCCAGUCUCCAGAUCUCAACCCCAUAGAAACUCUUUGGAGGGAGUUGAAAGUCCAUGUUGCCCAGUGACAGCCCCAAAACAUCACUGCUCUAGAGGAGAACUGCAUGGAGGAAUGGGCAAAAAUACCAGCAACAGUGUGUGAAAACCUUGUGAAGACUUACAGAAAACGUUUGACCUGUGUCAUUGCCAACAAAGGGUAUAUAACAAAGUAUUGAGAAACUUUUGUUAUUGACCAAAUACUUAUUUUCCACCAUAAUUUGCUAAUAAAUUCAUUAAAAAUCCUACAAUGUGAUUUUCUGGAUUAUUUUUUCUCAUUUUGUCUGUCAUAGUUGACGUGUACCUAUGAUGAAAAUUACAGGCCUCUCUCAUCUUUUUAAGUGGGAGAACUUGCACAAUUUGUGGCUGACUAAAUACUUUUUUCCCCCACUGUAUGUAUCACACUGAUGCUGAGUUUUUAGGCAAUGCGUGCUCAAAGAACUGUGCAAGGCGUCCACUGUGGUGAGCUAAUCGCAUGUGCAUUUCCUGUAAACCAUUUUAAGUGAAUUUUUAGUGAAACUUUUGUCACCUACACACUUGUCUCCUACAACACCCCCCUCCCCCACACCCAUCCCAAUCCCCACCAUAACGACACAUCUCCCUGCCCUCACUCCCCUCCUCCGAUCAUAUAAAGGACGAAAUACUCUGUCCUAAGUUUAGAAUCCUUUACUUAUUUUCCACCAUAAUUUGCUAAUAAAUUCAUUAAAAAUCCUACAAUGUGAUUUUCUGGAUUAUUUUUUCUCAUUUUGUCUGUCAUAGUUGACGUGUACCUAUGAUGAAAAUUACAGGCCUCUCUCAUCUUUUUAAGUGGGAGAACUUGCACAAUUUGUGGCUGACUAAAUACUUUUUUCCCCCACUGUAUGUAUCACACUGAUGCUGAGUUUUUAGGCAAUGCGUGCUCAAAGAACUGUGCAAGGCGUCCACUGUGGUGAGCUAAUCGCAUGUGCAUUUCCUGUAAACCAUUUUAAGUGAAUUUUUUGUGAAACUUUUGUCACCUACACACUUGUCUCCUACAACUCCCCCCUCCCCCACACCCAUCCCAAUCCCCACCAUAACGACACACCUCCCUGCCCUCACUCCCCUCCUCCGAUUAUAUAAAGGACAAAAUACUCUGUCCUAAGUUUAGAAUCCUUUACAGUUGCUGAGGUGUUAACAGUGUUGGUCAUUGUCUGCUCAUCAUCAACCAAUCAUGCGGUCUGCUCAGAACCUUCUCCUGCUGUGCAACCUGGGAGCAACCCUGUGGUCCGCCGCGUUGGCCAACAGUAAGUUAUCCCUGCUUUGGAAUCGAUUCUUAACUACUAUCAAUCCUUCUCUUCAGAACAUUGUCUAACAUUUAGUGUUAAUCAUAGUGUUACAUUAACAUUUGAGUCAUUUAGCAGAUGCUCUUAUCCAGAGUGACUUACAGGAGCAAUUAGGGUUAAGGAUGUAUGGGAGAGAUAUGGGACUGUACUUAUCAAGAGUCUGCUGAUCUGGGACCAGUUCCCUGCUGUUUAUGCAAUCUUAUUCAUUGUGAUCUAAAAGGCAAAACUGCUCCCAGAUCAGCACUCCUACUCUGAAUUGUUGCAUUAUAAAGCUGAAAUGAAAUAUUCCAUGUUUAAGUUCUGACUUAUAGACGGGUUGGUUGUUUAGCAACACAACCGACAUGUGCGCAACAAUGGGGCAAAACAGCUGGGCUUGGCUUAGGUUGUUGACAACAUGUAAACUAUAUUUAGUCUCCAAUGUUUAUUAAAACAAAUAAAGUUGCAUUUUAUUUUACAAAUACAUGAUUACACUUAUUGGUUAGCUAGCUAGCUAAAACAUUUGUGCCAUAUUAGCAAAGACGUGACAUCAGUCAAGAACAAGAUAAAAUUGGCUAUAUGAGGCACUUCCGAUUCCCCACAUGGCAGCUUCUUGUCAUUGUUGCUAGCCAUCUGACCAUCCAGAAUCCUAACACAAAGCCUUUAGCCCCUUUGAAGCACUGGCAUCGUUUUCGUGACGUUGGCAGCUAACCUGUCUAUAGCACAGGAGGCUGCUGAGGGGAGGACGGCUCAUAACAAUGGCUGGAACGGAGCAAAUGGAAUGGUAUCAAACACCUGGAAAUCAUGUGUUUGAUGUACUGUAUUUGAUACCAUUCUCCUGAUACCGCUCCAGCCAAUACCACGAGCCCGUCCUCCCCAAUUAAGGGACCACCAACCUCCUGUGGUCUAUAGUAUGUCAGAAAAAUUAUAGAAAAUUAUAGAUGGUCUCUUUAUACAGAUGGAAAUGGUCCUGAAGAAUGCUGUUUCAAGUAUUACACAAGAAAAAUCCCCGCACAAUUCAUCAGGGAAUAUGAAAUGACCAGAUCUGACUGCCCUAAGAGGGGAGUCAUGUAAGUACAGUAUUACACAUACACCUACACACUGCAACACACUACACAUACACACACACAUACACACACACACAAUACACACAGGGAUGUUUACUCGGAUAUUGUCUGCUCUCUUCCAGCUUGGUCACAAGAAAGAGCUACCGCCUCUGUGCCAAUCCAGAUGAUCCUUCGAUUGAGAACAUCAUGAAGUCCAUCGAUGACAGGAAAUUCCAGUAA